CAGUUUCCGAAGGCGAUGAUUGUCGUGUCAUCGAAGUUGGAAAAAUGUUAGCAAUCGUGCAACAUCUUCUAGAAAUGCUGCGCAUCCACUACAAUGCGCUGGGUGCCAGCUGCUUGAUCUGCAUGUCUCUGGUUGGGGUUCUGGACUACAGUCACGGUGUGCAUGGCUGCGAUCUGUACUGUUGGCAGCAGCAGCUGGAUCGAGUGGAGGAUAAGCCCAUGGCGCUUAUGCUUCUCAUUGCAGGCUUUAAGCUGAGUCUGAUUCUGGCUUUGACGCUCUUCAGCUACACACAAACUCGACCUGCGCUGGAGCAGUCGAUUGGGUAUGUGAAGCGACGCUAUCGUCGCUUCAUUGUGAUGCGGCUGCUGGCUGCCCAUCAUCAGUUCGUGCACGGCGACGAUCAGCUUCAGAGCCGGCACUCGGAGCUGAUGCUCGCCAUUCAGCUGUUUCGCUCCGAUGCACGCAAGCUCUACGAGCGCACAGCGGAACAUCUCCGACAGAGCGUACACCAGAUGCUCCACGUGGAGGAGCAGCUGGAACAGGAGCUGUUGCAGAAGGGCUACGACAAAUACACAUGCGUUAAUCAGUUACGGGACGUAGAUAUCUAUCGGUUGGUAUUGGCUCUGCCAUUUUCAAAGCUGUAAGUCAAUAAAGUGUGGUACUAACGGGAUUCGAGACCGAAGGAGUGCGUGGGUGCGGCUGUUGGGGCAGGGCGUCGAGUGUGCUAACCACAACAACAACAAACAGGCAACAAAAU
Molecule: messenger RNA, 757 nt
Organism: Drosophila hydei
Lineage: Eukaryota; Metazoa; Arthropoda; Insecta; Diptera; Drosophilidae
Exons: 1
Coding region: 45-644 (199 amino acids)
Source: RefSeq, a predicted model, not a curated record